CGCGGUCGCACGCGCAGUUGGUCCUUAGUUCUGCGGCCGUGUGGGUGAGUUGGCUGCCGGUGAGUUGGGUGCCGGUGGAGUCGUGUUGGUCCUCAGAAUCCCCGCGUAGCCGCUGCCUCCUCCUACCCUCGCCAUGUUUCUCACCCGGUCUGAGUACGACAGGGGCGUGAAUACUUUUUCUCCCGAAGGAAGAUUAUUUCAAGUGGAAUAUGCCAUUGAGGCUAUCAAGCUUGGUUCUACAGCCAUUGGGAUCCAGACAUCAGAGGGCGUGUGCCUAGCUGUGGAGAAGAGAAUUACUUCCCCACUGAUGGAGCCCAGCAGCAUUGAGAAAAUUGUAGAGAUUGAUGCUCACAUAGGUUGUGCCAUGAGUGGGCUAAUUGCUGAUGCUAAGACUUUAAUUGAUAAAGCCAGAGUGGAGACACAGAACCACUGGUUCACCUACAAUGAGACAAUGACAGUGGAGAGUGUGACCCAAGCUGUGUCCAAUCUGGCUCUGCAGUUUGGAGAAGAAGAUGCAGAUCCAGGUGCCAUGUCUCGUCCCUUUGGAGUAGCAUUGUUAUUUGGAGGAGUUGAUGAGAAAGGACCCCAGCUGUUUCAUAUGGACCCAUCUGGGACCUUUGUACAGUGUGAUGCUCGAGCAAUUGGCUCUGCUUCAGAGGGUGCCCAGAGCUCCUUGCAAGAAGUUUACCACAAGUCUAUGACUUUGAAAGAAGCCAUCAAGUCUUCACUCAUCAUCCUCAAACAAGUAAUGGAGGAGAAGCUGAAUGCAACAAACAUUGAGAGAUGGGGUCUUGCUGUGUUGCCCAGACUGGUCUUAAACUCCUGGCCUCAGGCAAUUCUCCUGCCUCAGCCUACUGAGUACCUGGGACUAUAGGUGAGAGCCACUACACCUGGCUGUUUUAUUGUUUUUUAUUCAGAUAUCAUAGCUGGCAUUGCUGAAGACUACAUAGAUCAUGGAAAUGACAUUUUUGUAUAUUUAGUUCCUAAGAAAUUAUUAACAGCCUUUGAAUAAUAAGCAGCUUUAGUAAAGUGGUGCUGGCAGAAGCCAGAAUUCAGUGAGUUAAAGAAUGAGGCCUGGCGAGGUGGCUCACGCCUGUAAUCCCAGCACUUUGGGAGGCCAAGGCAGGCAGAUCACUUGAGGCCAGGAGUUCGAGACCAGCCUGGCCAGCAUGGCAAAACCCCGACUCUACCAAAAAUACAAAUACUAGCCAGGUGUGGCAGCAUGCACCUGUAGUUCCAGCUACUCGGGAGGCUGAGGCAUGAGAAUUGAUUGAACCCAGGAUUCGGAAGUUGCAGUGAGCUGAGAUUGUGAUACUGCGCUCCAACCUGGGCGACAGAGCGAGACUCUCUCAAAAAUAAAAUAAAAAGAAUGAAAGGGAGAUGAUGAGUGGAGAAAACAAUAGUAUGCUGCUUUCUCAAGAAGUUUGAUUAGUGUCGGCAGAAGAUAGCAUUAAAGAAAAGGAUUGUGUCUUUUUAAGGAUGUGGAAAAGUCUUGAAAAUAUAAACGGAGAUGAAACUAGUGUAUAGAAAAAUGUUGAAAGAGUCGGGCGCAGUGGCCUGUAAUCCCAGCACUUUGGGAGGCUGAGACAGGUGGAUCGCUUGAGGGCAGGAGUUCAAGACCAGCCUGCCCAACAUGGUGAAACCCCAUCUCUACUAAAAAUACAAAAAUUAGCCAGGCGUGGUGGUGGACGCCUGUAAUCCCAGCUACUUGGGAAGCUGAGGCAUGAGAAUCGCUUGAACCCGGGAGGUGGAGGUUACAGUGAGCCAAGAUUGCACCACUGCACUCCAGCCUGGGCGACAGAACAAGACUCCGUCUCAAAAAAAAAAAAAAAGCUGAAAGAAAUAAAAGGAGAGGUUAGGAUAGUGAUGGAAAAGUUAUAGAAGAGGUAAGGCAUGGUACACAUGAAGGAGUUGGCUUUGAAAAGUAAAAUUCAUUCAGCAUCAUAUUGAGUACCCAUUAUAUAGCAGGUAUUAUGCUAGAUGCCCAGGGUUACAGACACAGAAAAUCCAAUUCCUAUUCAAGUAGUAUACUGUGUAGUGCAGGGAACAUAUAGAUAAUAAGAACCUGGGGUGAUAUUUCUAUAACAGCAGUAAGAACAGAUUCCUGUGAGUAUGUACAACUUAGACUAAAGCAUUAGGGAAGCUUCUUGGAAGAGGUGAUGUCUGGAAAAGGGAGCAGAAAGGUAUUCCAGGAAGACGGGACAACAUGUGCAAAGGGUUCAAGAUGUAAAAAUAAUAUUGUGGGUAAAGGAAACUUUGAGGUUUUGUCUGACCGCUGAGGUGUGGGAUGUAUAUAAGAUGGUGGGGGACGGUAAGGGAUGAGACUGGAGAGGUAUGGCCAGCUUGGGAAUGUCCUUUUUUAGUAAUGCUAAGAGUAGACAGGAGCAAAGGAAGUAAUGACGAGUAAAGAUAGGUGGGUUUGGCGGUAAACCUGGAGAGAUGUCCCACAUUUCCCCAGAUUUUUCCUAGUGAUUGUAAGGUCAUCUGCCGAGGGUAGGUGAAUGCAACAGUAAAAUUGAGAAUGGGAAAUAUUUGGAAAAGUCGUUAUGAGAAGACAGGGAAGAGUAAAAGGAUUGCUGGGCCAUAUUAAAAUCCUAGUUGAGGCCAGUAAUCCUAGCACUUUGGGAGGCCAAGGCAGGAAGAUCACGUGAGGCCAGAAGUUCGAGACUAGCCUGGCCAACAUAGUGAAACCCCGUCUCUACUAAAAAAAUACAAAAAAUUAGCUGGGUGUGGUGGUGCGUGCCUGUAAUCUCAGCUAUUCGGGAGGCUGAGGCAUGAGAAUUGCUUGAACCUGGGCAGUAGAGGUUGCAGUGAGCUGAGAUUGCACUCCAGCUGCACUCCACCCUGGGCAACAGCACGAAACUCUGUCUCAAAAAAUAAAUAAAUAAAAUUUAAAGGCCAACCAAGACUGUAAUUAUAUAUCAGUAAUUAAACCAAUCAGUACUUACCAGGAUAUUUGUUGACCACACUCAUGAGAAAAUGGAUAGUUGGAUUAAUCCAUGGUAGGGGAUUGACUAGUUAAGAACAGAAGAUUAGAGAGGACUGGAGAGUAUUGUUGGUGAAUGUCUCACCCAUAGAACCAGCUUUCAUAGGCUGCUGUGAAAGGUCAGUCUAAGAAGGACUGACAUUUGGGAGCCACUGCUCUAGAGCCCAUCUGCUUUAAGUUCUUAGUCUAUUAGUUGUUCCUUGGAGCUCCAGCCUCCCUACAUGAACUGCUUCCCCUAAGAAAAGGAAAAUAUCCGGCCAAGCGUGGUGGCUCAUGCCUGUAAUCUCAGCACUUUGGGAGGCCGAGGCUGGCGGAUCACGAGGUCAGGAGAUUGAGACCAUCCUGGCUAACAGGGUGAAACCCCUUCUCUACUAAAAAUACAAAAAAAAUUAGCCGGGUGUGGUGGCGGGCGCCUAGAGUCCCAGCUACUCCAGAGGCUGAGACAGGAGAAGCGUGAACCCGUGAGGCGGAGCUUGCAGUGAGCCGAGAUCAUGCCGCGCCACUGCACUCCAGCCUGGGCGACAGAGUGAGACUCUGUCUCAAAAUAUAUAUAUAUAUCCAAGUUACAUCUUACAUCUUUCUUUUUAAGAAAAUCUUUAUAUGUACCUCCUUCUAUCGAGUGUCCUUACUUUCAAUGAACUUUUUUGAGAUAUAAUUUAUAUACAGUAAAAUGUACCUAUUUUAAGUUUACAAUUCAGCGGAUGUUGACAAAUGUACAACCCCCAGUAUCUGUCACCCCAGUCAUUAUAUUGAUCCUCCCAAAAAGUUCUCUCAUGUCCCUUUGUAGUCUCUUCCCCCACAUUGAUCUACUUUUUGUCACUAUAGAUUUGUUUUGUGUUCUAGAAUUUCAUAUAAAUGUUUUUGUUUGUUUUUUUAAGAGAUGAGGUCUGGCUAUAUUGCCUAGACUGGUCUUGAACUCAUGAGUUCAAGUAGUCCUCCCACCCCAGCCUCUCGAGUAGCUGGGACUACAGGUGCACACACCAUGCCUGGCUAAUGUUUUUUAAUUUUUUUAGAGAUGGGGUCUUGCUGUGUUGCCCAGACUGGUCUUAAACUCCUGGCCUCAGGCAGUUCUCCUGCCUCAGCCUCCUGAGUAAUUGGGACUAUAGGUGACUAUAGGGACUAUACUUCUUUCACUUGGCGUGAUUUUGAGAUUCACCCGUGUUGCAUCAAUUCUGUUACAUUUCAUUGCUGAGUGCUAUUUCAUCCAUCUUAUUUUUUCACCUUUAUUGCCAAGUCUCCUCCAAACAGAACCUGUAUUAUCUCCACUGCUUCACCUCUCAUUUACUCCUCAAUCACUACUAUUUGUUUCAGUUUUUAUUAUUUCCAUGAGACUGCUCCUUGCUAAGAUAACUCUUAUUUGUCAGAUUUCAUGGUUACUCUUUGGAACUAUCAUUUGACCUUUUUGAAGGAUUCACCUCAGAUUUGACAGUUCUAAAAUUAAAAUCAUUAUCUUUCCUAAAAACCAUUUCAUCUUCCCAUAUUUCUAAUCUUGGUUGAUGACACCCCCAGUGUACUUGUCAUUCACACGAGAAACCUGGAAGACUUUGACUUCCCUUUCCCCUUUUACUCAGUCAUUUCUUUGCUCCCUUAUAAAUAACUCCCAAAUCAAUGUCCCUUCUCCAUCCCUACUUCCAGUGCCGCCUUUUGUUCAGGUUCCCAUUUUUCCUCUACCUUGUAUAUUUUCAGAGGCUUCCUAACUAAUCUUGCCCUCCUCCAUUUCAGUCCAUUUUUUCCUCAUUGUGCUACUAUAGUGGAUUUUCUAAGCUAUAUCUAAUCUUAAUGGUUCUCCACUUAAGAAAUAUUUUCUGGCUGGACAUGUGGCUCACGCCUGUAAUCCCAGCACUUUGGUAAGCCAAGAUGGGUGGAUCACUUGAGGCCAGGAGUUCAAGACCAGCCAGGCCAAUAUGGUGAAACCCCUGUCUCUAAUAAAAAUACAAGAAAUUAGCUAGGCACGGUGACGUGUGCCUGUAAUCCCAGGUACUUGGGAGGCUGAGGCAUGAGAAUUGCUUGAACCCAGGAGGCGGAGGUUGCAGUGAGCUGGAAUCACGCCACUGCACUCCAGAGCGAGACUGUCUCAAAAAAAAAAAAAAAAAAAAAAACCUUUUCUGACUUCUGUUGUCUGUGAGAUAAAUUCCAAAAUUCUUUUCAUGGCAUAAUUCACUACUUCUUAAGUCAUUUGUUUAAUCUGUUAGAGACUUUGCUAAGCAUUUUACAUGCAAUUACUUCUCUUAAUCUUCACAACACUCCUAUGAGAUAGAUAUUCCUAUUCCGAAAAUCUUAUUUUACAGAAGAGGAAACUGGCUUUGAGACGGUAGGGCCAACAGGUAAAUGGUAGAGUCAGGAUUUGAAUCCAGGUCUGGUCUUAGGUCUUAUACUUUUAACCACUUUAACAUACUGUCUCCCAUGAGCUCUGACCCCCUACUCCCUCUCCUUUUCACGUCAUAUUCCAUGUGCAAGCUGUGGUUUAGCCAUACAGAAUUACUUUCAGUUUUGCAAAUAUGUUGUGUUCUUUUGUGGUUCUGUGCAUUUGCACAUUGUUUGCCCUUCCUGUCUUUGACUGUCUGACCCAUUCUUGCCAUGCUUUUAAUACACAACUCAAAAGUUGCUUCUCCCUGAAGCCUUCCUGGGCUCCUCCAGAUCACUCUUAUACAUAUUCUUAGUUCUAUUACAACACUUACCUGACAUUGAAUACAUUUGGCAUCUAGCACUUAGUAAAUAAAGACUUUCUUCAUCUUUGGAUCCUUAGUCACAAGUACAUGUAACUAAUACACAGGUGCUUAGUAAUUAAUUAUUGGUGAAAUAAAUUGAAAGAAAAUAUCUGUUCUACCUGCCUCAUAGAGAUGUUUUUUGAAAGUGAGAUAAUAAAUAGAAAAGUGUCUUUCAUAUAAUGCAAAUACAUUUAUUAUUAUGCAAAUGUAAGGGAUUAUUUUUACUUAUCUAGUGAUGAGCAACUUCCUGAAGGCAGUCCUUGGCUCAGACACUAUUAUUAAUAGUAUUGAUUUGCGUUCCAGUUCUUCUGUAGGACUGUUCCACUCAGAGUUUUCCCAGUUUCUGCUUUUUAGCCCCUGUAAUGUUUUGAGAAGGCUAGCCUGAGUCAUGAGUGAAAUUCUUUAGGCCCUCACUCUUUAGAUUAUUGCUCUUAUAUUUCUCUGUCCUCAUGUCAUUGAUCAUCAAGUAAAGAUAUACCUUAAGAGAAGCAGUAGUAACAUUUUUAUUUAUUUAUUUAUUUGAGACAGGAUCUCACUUUGUUGCCUGGGCUAAGUGCAGUGGUGCGAUCUCGGCUCACUGCAACCUCCACAUCCCAUGUUCAAGUGAUUCUUGUGCCUCAGCUGGGCCUACAGGCAUGCGCCACCAUGCCCGACUAAUUAUUGUAUUUUGAGUGGAGACAGGGUUUUGCCAUGUUCACCAGGCUGGUCUCGAACUCCUGACCUCAAGUGAUCUGCCUGCCCCAGCCUCCCAAAGUGCCAGAAUUGAAGGAAUUACAGGCUACCACGCCUGGCCAAGAGAAGCAGUAAUAAUAUUUGUAUGUUUAAAUAUCCUUGGAAUGGAACUCUUGGUCUACAUGGUAAACUAAUUGUUUACCUAUAUUUUGCAGAUAUAUUUGGGACUUUUCUGACAUUUCAUGUAACUAGAGAUAUAUCUUUUAGGAGAAUCUAGAGGAGACUACAAGCUUUGAGAGGAGAACUUUUUUUUUAAGUCUGUUCCCAGAUAUCAGAUGUCUUAAGACGUGCAGCAGUCUUUCUGAAUUUUACUUAUAGAUGAGGCAGAGGAUACUAAACAUCAUAUAACUGGAUUAUGCUGAUUCUCUCUAGCAACUUUCAAGUUACAUUAAAUAUUAGUACUGAAAAUUACUUUAAAAUGCCCUACUAUAUUUAAUUUUAAAAAAUUAUUAUUAAUUAAUUUAUUGUUUUAGACAGAGCCUCUUUCUGUCACCCAGGCUGGAGUGCAGUGGGAUGAUCACAACUCACUGCAGCCACAACCUCCCAGGGUCAAGCAAUUCUCCCACCUCAGCCUCCUGAGUACGUGGGACACAGGCGUUUGCUACACCCCCUGCUAGUUUUUUGGGGUUUUUUUUUGGUAGACACGGAGUCUCCCUGCGUUGUCCAGGCUGGUUUUUGACUCUCGGGCUCAAGUGAUCCUCCCGCCUCAGUCUCCCAAAGUGCUGGGGUUACAAGCAUGAGCUACUGUUUCCAGCCAUGUGUUUAAUUUUAAAAAUUGAAGAAAAAAAACACUAUGAGGAAAUGACAUGUAAAACACAAAUCUUUUGAGGCAAAUGUGAAGUGGCACCUAUUGCUCAGUAUUGCCCAAAACUGUGGGACAUGAUCAACAGAGAGAAUGGAAAACCUAGUCAUGAUAGUUAAAUUUGAAAUUAACCAUCUUCUGACCCUAGUUUUUUAUUGUUGUUGUUGCUUUUAAAUGUAAAUAUAAUCUGGAUUUCCAGUUAUUACUGAUAUCUUCAGCAGUCACAACUGAUUUCCUAUGCCAGUGUUAAUGAAAUCUUUUCUUGGCCAGUUCUUUUACAAAAACGUUAACAGGCCAGGUGCAGUAGCUCACAUCUGUAAUCCUAGCACUUUGGGAAGCCGAGGUGGGCAGAUCACCUGAGGUUGGGAGUUCGAGACCAGCCUGAACAACAUGGAGAAUCGCCGUCUCUACUAAAAAUACAAAAUUAGCCGGGCGUGGUGGCGCACGUCUGUAAUCCCAGCUACUCGAGAGGCUGAGGCAGGAGAAUUGCUUGAACCCGGGAGGCGGAGGUUGAGGUGGCUUAGAUCACGCCAUUGCACUCCAGCCUGAACAACAAGAGCGAAACUCCAUCUCAAAACAAAAACAAAAACAAACAAAAAAAACUUUUUUGUUAAGUUUUGCCACAUAAACAAUUUUAGAGAAAAUACCUGACAAUAGUUAAUGAUUAUUUGUUGUAGGCAAUAAUGGUCUAAGCACUUUAUAUAUAUUAACAUUUAAUCCUCACAACUACUCUAUGAAUUAGCUAUUCUUAUUGUCCUCAUUGUACAGAUGAAGAAAUAGAGGCACAGAGUGGCCAAGUAACCCCAAGUCACACACACAAGCUCAACUUUUAAGUAUUUAAAUAUACUUCAAAUAUAUUUCUAAAGGAGUCUUUAACAGAAAAAAGUACUGACUCCAUGUACUUUGCUGCUGCUUUUGUGAUCCCUGUUGAAGUGACUUCAAGAAGUGACAAUGAUGCCAGGCAUUUGGUUAAGUAUGAUGUGGUGAGUUAACCUUAAAAUAGAAAAUUUGGUCAAUAAGCAUUUUUAUUUUGGAGCCAGAGAGCUAUUUUAGGGACCUGCUGCCUGGAAAGGAUAUCCUUGGGACAGCAGAUCCCUUAGUUCCUAAUGAAUAGCUGCAUCACCAACACAGCUUCUCCUGACCAUGGUAGGGCCAUCAGCAGGGUAACUCAGCCCAGCUUAUUAACCCUUCUGUUUUCU
Molecule: messenger RNA, 8427 nt
Organism: Gorilla gorilla gorilla (western lowland gorilla)
Lineage: Eukaryota; Metazoa; Chordata; Mammalia; Primates; Hominidae
Gene: PSMA5
Product: proteasome 20S subunit alpha 5
Exons: 9
Coding region: 134-874 (246 amino acids)
Biological process (GO): proteasome-mediated ubiquitin-dependent protein catabolic process
Cellular component (GO): proteasome core complex, alpha-subunit complex; proteasome core complex
Source: RefSeq, a predicted model, not a curated record